CCGACGGCGGCGGGGGGGGGGGUAAACCCUGGUUAAAAUAGGCAUUUGUGGCCGCGCCACAAAGGCCAGGCCGGAGCGUCUCUUGGUUUCGCGACGAGCGGCGGACCGGCGUCCAGAUCCCGGCCGAGGGAGCGAUGUGUCCGCGUAGGUUAACCGCGACAGAUGGAUGGAGACAGCACAACAACCGACGCCUCCCAGCUAGGCAUCACAGGAGAGUACAUGGCCUCUAGUCACUAUGUGCUCCAGUCUCAGGAUGAUGAUGGAGAAGAGAGUCUGAAUGAUCAUGAAGACGGUGGCAUCAAAGAGAACUUCAGGGAACAGGACAUCUAUCUUCCUAUUGCCAAUGUGGCUCGAAUCAUGAAGAGUGCUGUACCACAGACUGGGAAGAUAGCAAAAGAUGCCAAGGAGUGUGUGCAGGAGUGUGUGAGCGAGUUCAUUAGCUUCAUCACGUCGGAGGCGAGCGAGCGCUGUCACCAGGAGAAGAGGAAGACCAUUAAUGGAGAGGACAUCCUGUUUGCCAUGUCUACGCUGGGCUUCGACAUGUACGUGGAGCCCCUCAAGCUCUACCUGCAGAAGUUCCGAGAGGCAAUGAAGGGAGAGAAGGGAAUGCCUGGUGUGUCCGUGGGAGAGAGCCUGGGAGAGGAGCUCGCAGAUGACACCUUCACAAAUCCCCUGCCUGCAGGAAUCAUCACAGCUGAUGGCCAGCAACAGAACGUCAUGGUGUACACCACCUCAUAUCAACAGAUUCCCGCCGUGCAACAGAUCCAGUUCUCAUGACGAGGCCUCUCCCACACGGAUGGCAGCACCGCAUUGCACCUUCACCAGCGGCCCAGUGGUCACAGGACGACCUCUGACCCCGCCACAGGGGGAAAAAAAGGUUUUCGGACAGACUGGAGGGAGGUGGGUGGGGUGGGGGGGAGGGUAGUGACUACAGAAUCCCUCAUGUACAGUGAAAUCACCACCUGUUCAUUAGAAAGUGUAGUUUGUAGUUGUGAGGUACCAGAUGGUUUGGAGAAACGAGGUUUUUAUGUUGAAGGCUAGUGUUAUUUACAUAAAGUAGUGGUCUGGUUUUUGCUUUUUGUUUUGUUCCGUUUCUUUUUGAUUUCAUGCAUUUUCUUUUUCUUUUUUUUGGGGUGGGGUGGGGUGGAGCAGUAUAUUCGAAAUAGGUUUUCGGAACGGCUUCUCCGUUAGAACGAUGAGGAGAGGCGUUGUUACUGUCACACCGGCUCAUGCAGCUCUUUUGUAAAAGUUGAUACAAUUUACCAUUUGCU
Lampris incognitus (smalleye Pacific opah) is the source of this 1271-nucleotide messenger RNA. It is a transcript of the gene nfyba, whose product is annotated as nuclear transcription factor Y, beta a. The coding region runs from base 163 to 777 and encodes 204 amino acids. Lineage: Eukaryota; Metazoa; Chordata; Actinopteri; Lampriformes; Lampridae. Gene Ontology annotation, molecular function: protein heterodimerization activity; DNA-binding transcription activator activity, RNA polymerase II-specific; RNA polymerase II cis-regulatory region sequence-specific DNA binding. The record is from RefSeq and is a predicted model, not a curated record. Gene Ontology annotation, biological process: regulation of transcription by RNA polymerase II. Gene Ontology annotation, cellular component: nucleus; CCAAT-binding factor complex. The transcript has 7 exons.